AUGCCGAUGAAAGAUCAGGAGGGCGGCCGCUCAGAUGCAAGACAUUUUAUCCAGUCUCGCGCCGAAUACAUGGAUCUCAAAGAAAUAAGUGCCGAACGCAAUACUAAGGAACAAAGCGCUCAUCAAAAAGUUGAUUACGCGCCUCUCCAUCCAUCAACACGCUCUUGGGAGGUGCCAAGGGAUCACGUGUCUGUAGAAAAAAUUAUUGGUAAAGGUGCUUUUGGUCAGGUUGCUAAGGGAACAGCUGAGCAACUUCGAGGGAGACCUGGGACAACUAUAGUGGCUAUUAAAAUGCUCAAAAGUAUGAUGUUACAUUUCUUAAAAAUUGUUUAUAUCUCCUGAAAUUUUCAUGUUGGCAGUAUGGGUUCUUAUUCUCCAUUCUUUUAAGAUGCUUCCUACUGUUUUUAUUUAACUGUGAGAGUGAUAAUACUUGCAGUAUUAGACACGCUUGACGCGCGUGCAAAUCCUAAGCACUGUACGUGUGCAACGGUCAAACUGCACGUCACUACGGGCACCUUAGUGUAUUAGAAAAUGCACGCGUGACAAUGAAACGCUAACUUUGUGUAAAUGUGUAACCUACACAAAGUUAGUCAUCUCUAACUCAUUUAAUGCAUGUUCUGAGACAAAAGUAUGUGUAAGAAAAACAAACAAAUUGGAGUCACUCUUCUUCUUAAGAAAUCAGUCGAGAAUGAGCGAGUCACUGUAUUUUUUGGGUCUCUUAUGAAUUGAAAACAUGUGUUUAUAAUCGGUACGCCGUCGUGUAGGUGAUCGAAAAAGCUUUUCAAAGUUCGCCAGUUCAAAGUGGCACUUGCGAACGCCAGUUCAAAGUGGCGAUCGCCCUUUCAAAAUCUUAACUUGUUUUAUCUCCAGGUAACGCUGCAGAAUCUGACAAGAGAGAUUUGAUGGUGGAACUUGACACAAUGAAGCAGCUAAAACCACAUCCUCACGUCAUCAAACUUUUGGGAUGUGUUACGGAAUCUGGUGAGCUGAUACUUGCAGCUGUUUACUUUAUUCGUGUAUGACGUCACACUUUUGGAGAUUAAUAGAAAACGGAGAUCACAAGGUUGUAGUGGGUUGAGUUUAUGAGGUUACUUAAACGCCUUUUUCAAAUGAAAUUCAUCAAAAUUGAUUUCCCGCCGAAACCGGUCAAAAGAAAGGCGAACUGGUUACUAGAUCAAAAAAAGAAACAAAAACAGAAAUAGUCUGCCAGAAUUCAAAGUACAUAUAUAUAAAUCGUGGUUAUAGUCUAUCCGUGCGGUAUAGUAAUCGAUGCGUCCGCAGAGCGUGCUAUAUCUGAAACUUGAACUAAUCAAAAACACAUGACUUUUUCUGUGACUCUGACUUUCAUGCUUACGCGAUCAUCAGAUAGAUCUUAAUGAAAAGAAUACCUCACUUAAUUUAAAUAAAUACUGAUUUAAAUCUCGAAAAUGCCCCCCUAAACAUGAAGAUCUAGAUAGAUUCGAAGCAGACCUCAUGGACAUGGUAAACAACAUCCAAUUCAGAGACACACAAGACGAAUUUCAAACCCAGCUAAAUAGGGACAUACAAAGAAUCAAAAGCUCUACGAAAGCCUUCAUCCCCGCCGACAAAACAACUAACCUCUGCGAACUCGACGAAACCCAGCACGAAAAACUAAUGCAAAACAACUUAACGACAACUCACAAAGAGGCGGGCAAGGACUUUGUUUACAAUAUUAGCCAAGAAGCAAAGGCCAUAGCAACGCAACUCGACAUCCAGGACCGAACUGAAGACUAAUCAACCCAGUCAAAAGCGAAUAAGUAAACAAAUACUCCAAAGAAUCGACACCGACGUAAGAAACAAAACUUCACUUAACCAAUGGAAAAACUCCUCCACCGUAAUCGACUGAUUCAAAAAUAUCUUCGACAAGCAUCUACACACCUUCACCGUAUUCGACAUCGAAAGCUUCUACCCUUCCAUAUCUGAUAAACUACUGACCAAAGCCAUCCACUUCGCUAUGCAUGAAACGCACCAAGAUCACCAAUUAAGAUAUCGAUAUCAUCAUGCACUCCAGAAAAUCAAUUAUAUUCCACAACAGAUCACCAAGGGUGAAAAAAGACAACGACGAUUUGUUUGACGUAACGAUGGGAAGCUUUGACGGCGCAGAAGUAUGCAAACUAAUUGGACUUUCUAUAUUGAACGACCUUGCAAACAAAUACUGAACAAACAACAUCGGACUCUACAGGGACGAAGGACUCGCCAUUUUUAAGAACACCACAGGACCUCAAGUAGAGAGGACACAGAAAGAAAUAACAAGGCACUUCAAGGAACACGGACCGAAAUUAACAAUUCAAAGUAAUUUAAAAUCACUUGACUACCUCGCUAUUACACUCAAAUUGACGAACGGACUCUUCCAACCGUACAGAAGACCGAAUGACGAGCCGCUUUAUAUCAUAACCACCCACCCACUGUAAUCAAGCAAAUACCCGCAGCCAUCAAUCGCAAAUUAUCAGCCUUAUCAUCCGACAAAGAAACAUUCGACAGAGCUAAGCCUCUCUACAACAAAGCCCUUAGAUCAAGUGGAUUCAACGAAAGCCUUAACUACUGCAAGAAAAACACUACCGCACCCACGAAAAGAAAUAGUAAAAGAAACAUCAUUUGCUUUAACCCCCAAUACAGCAAAAAUGUCCAAAACCAACGUCGCUCAAACCUUCCUCAACCUAGUCAAGAAACACUUCCCAUUAAACCAACAUCUCCACCCAGUCUUUAACAAGAAUAAUGUGAAAGUAAGCUACAGUUGCAUACCGAACAUGGGCAGCAUCAUUAACAACCAUAACAACAACAACACCGCAACGCAAAACGGAUGCAACUGUAGAGAAAGAGACCAAUUCCCGCUAGAUAACAACUGCCUCAUCAUUAGCGUAAUCUACAAAACCAAGGUGACCACGGACAAAGACAACACAGGAAAGAACUUCAUCGGACUAAAAGAUGGAACAUUCAAACAACGAUGUAUGCAACAUAGACUAUCAUUUCGCAACAGGAAAUAUGCUAACCGCACCGAACUAGCAAAAUUGAACAACCACUGUAUAUAUUUAAACUAAGUGAGGUACAAUCUUCAUUAAAAUCUGUCUGAUGAUCUCGUAAGGAGGGGGACAUGGUGGGUUCUGAAUACCGUAACACCGCAAACAAAAUAGAACAAACACCGCAUCACCACAAGAAAUAUUAUCAACUCACCGACACCGCAAGAUUUACCUGGUCUAAAUUAAAAAAAAAAAACGUCAUCACCGUUACUUCUACUUUUCAAACAAAAGAAACACAUCACAAGACAUUCCUACCGCAGUCUCCGUGUGUAAAGUUCCUUGCUGUCACCUACAUUUUAUUAGGCGACACUAAAAGAAGUCAAAGAAGUUACUGCUGCCAAGUGAUACGAUAGUGUUUCCGUUAGGUCAGCCUUGCGUCCUCUGAAGUUAGAAUACAUUCUCAAAAAAAGUGAAGUUCACCGUUUGCUUCCUUUGAUCUCACGACUUUCUUUGUCUAAUUUUUUUUGUUUAAAAUCCAUUUUCUAUUUCAUAGAAAAAGUUAUACAGUUAGUCAUCGUGGUGACUAACACUAUACCAGCUAAGUUUAUCGUUUUUCUAUCGAUGUGGUCAACGAUGAUGUCGACUGGUUUUGCUUCAUCCUAUAAAGAACCGGGUGGUCCGCUUUCACUCAUUGGUUUAACAACAGCUGCGAUUGGCAUAUAAACUCAGGGAGAUUGCCAUGCUUUGCCAUGGUCGUCUCUUGGCGCACUCUCCGCUGUCGCACUGCUGCUCCGUACGCCGAAGCCCAAUUCCGCAUAAUAUCGCAAUUUGCAUUAGACAUAUAAACGAUGGGAAGUGGCUUUAUCAAAGGGACUUUAGAGAAUGGUAUUGUCUCCUUUGGUUUUGGGAACCAUGACUUCCUACUUGUAUGAUAAAACCCGGCCCAUUGUGUCGUCUUCUUGAUUCUUUCAUGGUAAAUUCAAAGGAUCUAGCAUACUCCAUCAUAGACAUGUUCACCUGUUUGAUAUGAACAGCGGAAUGGCAAUUCUCUACGUCCAGUGUCAUACAACUCAAGAGAUUAGUUGAAUUUUAAUUGAAUGGUUGCAAAUUGCUGCACAAUCUUCUGCAGCCCCCAUUCAAGAGGUGCAACUGAGGCCACGGUCCUGGCGGAAACAUUAAUUAUAAAUAUUAAUGAGGUCCUUUAAUAGCACUUGUAAUGCCAGUACUCAUUCGGAUCUCGUUGGUGUUCCUCUCUAGGAGCUCUUCACGCUGGCGGACAAAGGAAAGCGCUACUGUCAACAUUCAUGGCUCAUCUUUCAGUUGAACUACUUCCAAAGAAAAUGUCCUGAUUCCCUCGCAAUGUGACCGGAAAAUGCAUCCAAUAUGCAGAAACAUGCUGUAGAUCCUUUGCCAUGAAUGCCCAUACUUCAUGAUUUCUUGCAGGUUUACCCCUCUCAGCCCAACGCCAUCCUUUUCCACUUGAAAAGAGACAAUCCCUCUAUAACACCGCAGUUUAUGUGAUAAAUCUACUUCACACCCCCUUCCCCCUUACGAUAUCCGGCAACACCAGAAAUGGUUUAUUUCACGGAACACCGUCGGUUUGAAAUUACAAACAUCGUACACCGUAAGGUUUGAGAUCACCGCAACACUGCGAUACCGAUUGUUCUUCACCGCAAUACCGUAUCAAAAAAAGGUCAACACCGCAACAUCGCAAACCCCCAUGUCCCCCUCCGUAAGCGUGAAAUUCAGAGGCACGGAAAAAAUUGUCUUAUUGAUUAGUUCAACCUUCAGAUAUAUAUAUAUAUAAAUCAAUGUGGGGGUAGAGUCUACCUUGGCAUAAAGUGCUCAAUGCUGUGGUAGCCUGAACCUAACGACAAAUUACUUAAGUUUCCAUUUAGUACUCCACGCCGCUUUCAAACGUCAUGCUGAGAUUAAGUUGUGGCGCCAUAAGAGAUAAUAAGCACAUCCAGUAGUUCGCAAGAUUCCAACUAAAAAUAUAUAUUUAUUUUUAAGUCGACGUCUUCCUUAGCGUUGCCGUCCUAAUUGCUAAAGGUCCCUACAAGUGCCACAAGACGCGAGUUCCUCUGCCCGCGAAAAUAUUUGAGACAAUUCAUCGCUAAUUUCAGUGCUAGACAAUUAUCUCGCUACCAGGAAUAUUUGCCACCAGCGAGCUAGCCAUCAAGGCAAUCUCGUCACUACCAAGUCGCCAUCAGUAAACUCGCCACAAAGGUUGCUAGCUAAUUUGAUAUACAUUCAAAGCAUUAGGUGACUCUUCAGUUUGCUCUUGAGUCUCGUGGGCAUCGCCAUACGAAUACCACGGGAAAUACUGCAGAGCCGUACUAAAGGCUCGAUAGUUUUUUCAAGAUGGCGAAAGGUGAGUCAAAUGCGCGUAACGAUCGAAAAGGUACCAAUUUGAUCUGAUUUAAGAGACGACAAGAUAUCAAACAAGCUAUCAGAUAUCAAACAAAGUCUAGUCUGUAAAUAUUUAGAAUGUACAUCAAAGGGAAAGUGACAAUAAACAUUUAACGGAAUGAGAACGAAUAACAAGACCGACAAGAAAUGUUAUCGAUCGCAUGCAUUUUUUGUCGACAAAACAAAUGUUUCGAAGUUUGAAAGUUCACAAGGGGAUCCUUUUUUAUCCCAUAAAAAACAAGGAGCAACAAGUUAGAGCUCCAGUAAACGUAAAUUUAUUUAAUCAAACAUUUAAUAGCUCUAUUUCUAAAAACUACAACGAUGGCAGGGGUGGAUCCAGGAUUUUGAGUGAGUAGUUUCCACCCGAGGACCCACUCCUGCUAGGGGGGGGUUCGGGGGCAUGCCCCCCCGAGAAAAUUUGAAAUUUAGAGCUCUCUAAAGGCCAUUUCAUGCAUUUUUAGAAAAUUUAAUUGCCCCCAAAAGACUAAAAAAGCAUGUAAUCAAAAAGGCAAAAAACAUUUAUUUUUCUUGAAAGUACUACAGGAAACACUCUGAUCUACAAAUAUUCCACCUUUAGCUACUGUGCAAACCAGUGUAUAUAGUGUUUUCAGGAAGGCCAAGUCAUCACCAAGACUUUUCACACUGGAAAACAUCACCUCCCAGUCAGGAAAAUCAAGAUGUGGAGAAAAAAAAACGAACCAAGUGUUAGUGUUUUUGAUAACAAAAGAAAAACAAGCACAAUUGAUGAUAUAGUUUAAAGAUUGAUAAUAAAAAUCUACUUGCCUUUUUCAUCCUUGGGACCACAGGCUUAUCAUCCAUAAAGCCCUUCUCUCUCUCAAAUUUCUUCUGUGUUGUGCUCCUAUAAUGAAUGAAAUGAAUGAAAGCCAGGCUCAAUAAAUCCAAAUGUUUAGCAACACUAAAAACAACAUUUCCUGAGCUGGCUUUUAUUCAUUUCAUUUAUAGGAGCACAACACAGAAAAGAAUUUGAGAGAGAGAGAAGGGCUUUAUGGAUGGUUAGCCUGUGUUGGGAGCUGGAAUUAAAAAAAUAAAACAAUUAUUAGAAAAAUAUAAAUUAUAAGAAUCAUAAAAUGAUAUACAAAUUGAAGUAAAAUGAUAAUUUGAAAUAAUACUAGCCUUUCUUCAUCCUUGGGAAUUGCUGUGAAGCUGGUUGAGUUCAGUGAAAAUGUUUGUUAACCAUUUAAGCUUAACAUGAAAACCCAAUGUCAAUGUCAAUGGAAAAUCAUCACAAGUAAAACAAAAUAGAAAAUAACCUUGAAAUGAGUUGAAAAAAGUUAUACAGGCACCAGUUUGAGCUUCUGUACUGUUCUCCAUCAGUUUAAGGAUUAUGAGACUUAAAGGCCAUAACCCAGACAGAACAUAACUCACAAGUACUCUAGAAACAGCUGGUGCAAAAAAUUAUUACAAAAUGUUUGCCAUUCUCAUUCUCCUAGGAUGUAACUCAGCAAAUAAAUCUAUUAUACGUUCAAGGUCAAAAUCCAUGUCUCUGUGGGCAUGCAUCAGUGCCAAUCCAUUCAGUCUGUCCUGGGUCAUUGUAUUUCUCAAAUAGUUCUUAAGAUUCCGAAGGGAUGAUAUGGAUCUCUCACAAGAUGCAGAUGAAAUUGGAAUUGUGAUCAGGACUUUCAGCAUGGAAUAGAUGUUGACAUAUGCAUCUUUGUCAAUAUCCUUCAGUGUAGCCUCCAAACUGUCAGGAAUAAUAUCUCCUCUGUUAUCCCUCCCCUUCCACAAUCUCUCCCAUAACAAAAGCUCUGCCUGUAAUCCUGCAUAAUUUGGUAUGUCCUGUCUGUAAUGGUUACAAAAUUCCAAAACAUUGGCCUUCCAGGCAGGGUCAGUAGCUAGUAAAAAGAGGGAAUAAUCGAAAUACCUUUAUAGCAAACAAAUACAUCAUCCUGGAAUCUGGUGUUGAGCUGCUGGAGUACAUGGUCAAGAAAAACUCUAGUGAGAUUGAUCUUGAAAUACCCUCAGGAGUUGCAGCAGGAGCAUUAUUUCUAUGCAUUUGUCUCUGGGCUAUCCUUGGCAUUUCUGGCUGGACUGCUACUUGUCUUGCAAUGGUCACUGCUUCCUGGUAGAGAUUAUGAUGUCUGUUAUCAAUGUCAGUGCUCAUGUCUUCAAGGACUGAUUUCAAAAGAGCAAGUUCAUCUUUAGCUUUUAGAAGAUCCAUUGCUUUUUGUUGCAGCUUCACUGUGAGUGGUCUAGUUAAUCCCAAAAUAUGUCUGACAAUAACAAGAGAAACAAUAAAGGAAAAGUUGAUUGCAUUAAUUAAGGACUGAGCAUCAUGUCUGCUUGUUGGAUUCCAGGUUGAGUCUCCAGGGCUGUUUCUGUUAAGUGAGAUGUCUUCAAGUGUAGCUGUGACUGGGUAGAGAAGUUCAACUAUGCGGUCCAUUCCAUCAAUCCGUUCAAUCCAUCGUGUGCGGCACACAUCAAUUAAAACAGUAUGGUUUGCCCGAGGCAAUAGUUCUCUGAUCUUGGCUAUUAAAUGUUGUUGACGCUUGGGAGAGUUGUUAAAAAAAUUAGAAAUCUUGCGCACAAUAUCCAUCAUGUUCCUGACAAUUGGCAAUUGGCAAGUGUCUGCUAUGCACAAAUUAAGCCUGUGGUUCAUGCAGUGGACAUAGAUUGCCUUUUCGUGUUCUGCACUGAUCAAUGAGGAGGCUCCAUUUAGUCUUCCAGCCAUAUUGCCUGCACCAUCAUAACACUGCCCACGACAGUCUUCCAUUGUCAAUCCUAAGUUUGCUACAGCUGCAGUUAUAAUGUCCUUGAUAGCCUCCCUGUUAAUCCCCUCCUCACAAAUGUAAUACCCAAUAAAUUCUUCUUGGAUGGUUUUAGUUGUAUCCAGAAAUCUUAUUACUACAGAAACAUUCUCCUUAUUUGAAAUGUCAGCAGCUUCAUCUGCCAUAACUGAAAAAUACUUACUAUUUCUUAUUUCCUGUGAUAGAUCAUUCAAAAUGUGAGCACCAACAGUUUCUAUCAUUUCAUUCUGAAUGGUCUUUGAAAUGUAUGUGGCAUUUCUGGGUGCAGUGUCCAGGUGUUGCUGCAGUGUUUGGUCACCACUGUCUACCCGGAAUUCUAGCAAUGCCUGGAAAUUACCGGUUAGGGCAGCAUUAGUGGGAUCAUCAUCUCUCCGCCCCUGAGUGGGAUGUUGUUUUUCCCACAGAAAAUAAUAGUUUUGAAAAGGGACUUUAGAAUCUCCCGAUUUCUCGCGAUUUGCUGUUGAACUAUGUUAUUUAACUGCUGGUCAAUUGGGACAGCUCCUCUUUGCAUCAUUCUCUUGAAAUCAUUCAUAGCAGUCAUAGAAAAAUUGUGAAUUUCACAAUUUCCUAGCGAGUGUUUGGUUAAGCGAGAAGCGGCCGAAGUCCAAUUUGUGAGAGGAGACUUCAAUAAUUUGUCUAACUUAUUAGCGUUUCGCCCACACUGAACUCCAAAACAAACACAAGCUAAACAAAAUGCUCCAUCGAAAUAUUUGGAGUAAGCUAGCCAUGGAAAACCUUUUCAGCCAGCCCGAGACAAACUUACGAGAUUUUCCAUUUUCCAUUGACACGGGGAAAUAAAAAAGCUCACCUGGUUUCCACACGUUUUCGACGAACUCCAGCUUCUGAUGCGGCGAGUAGUUGUGGAUCUCGUCGAAAACUAGGCCAAUGUCGAAGGGAGAACAAUCCUCCCUCCGACAAACAGGAUCUCCGCGAGUCAUAACACUAGUAUUUUUUAAACGUUUAACAGUAAAUUGUUAUUCCGUCGUUAACCCCUGAGCAAGUUCAAAAGUACUUGUAUUGUAGGAGCAACGAAAGAGACCCGCUGGGGGAGGAACUGCCCUUUUUAUACUUUGUCAGUAGUUUCCAAGGUAGUUUCCAAACACAACUAGCCAAUCAGAAGAGUGUUUUGAGUGAGUUCCGAUGACGAAAUCUUUGCUAGCCAAUCGUGAGGGGUUUUGACUGUGUUCCGCCUGUUAUUGUCACCAAAUAACAAGGACUUACACCCACCGGUUGCGUAAAGAUUGGCUCCACGAACAUUUUCCGACGGCUUCCGACGGUUUCCGAGGUGUAAUCGAAGCUCGAAAGGCCAGCGCGUGAUCCGGAGCGCUCCCGAACGCCUCAUGACCGCAAUUAUAACGAAAUUAGUCAUUCUAAACGUAUUUUCUUUAAUAAAUAACUGUAAAACAGAAAGAUGGUUUAUUUCUGGAAGACGUUUAGUGAUUUCCACAAAAGUAUCAGUAGUUUCCAAAGGGAAAUUAGAGUGUUUUCCAAAAGUACUUUUAUCAACAUUUAACUAGGUCGGAAAAAAUUUGAGUGAGUUCCGGAAAUCAGGUAAACUACCCUGGAUCCACCCCUGGAUGGUUACCGGAUGAGUGUUUGGUGACGAGGUAACACGUCCUGGUCAGACAGACCUCGCAUAGUGUAACUGGGGACUAGUUCGGCACCAUAGCAUUAGUAAGAAAUGUAAAGAAAAUUUUUAACGUGAUAAAAAUCGUCAUCAUUUUUUACCUAUUUUCUUAGAGCCACUGCUGGUGUUGAUAGAAUAUGUUCCUUUUGGAGACCUGCUGGGUUAUCUGAGAAAGAGCUGUGGAUUAAAUGACACUUACUAUAAAGACCCGGAUAUCAAACCACAAACAAACCUGAGAUCACAGCAGCUGAUGAAGUUCGCAUGGCAAAUCGCUGAUGGCAUGAGUUACUUGUCGUCGAAAUCUGUAAGUUUAAGAAGUUUGGAACUAUUCGUCAGAUUAACUCAGAUAGAAAUGGUUCUUUUUUUUUUUUUUUUCCAGAAAUAAUUCUGCUAAUUAAACAUUUACAUAACAUGUAAUUGAGGAGUUUUGUAUCUGUCGAGUACUCGAGUGUCGAGUAGUGGAGUUAUCAUUAGCAGGGACACUUGUCAGCAGAGCACUCAGAUUUGAAUAGUGAUGAUAAUCAUAAUUUUUACAAUGACAUUGAUAGCAAUGAUGAUGAUGAUGAUGGCAAUAUUAAUGAUAGUUACAAUAAUGAUGAAUAUCAUUAUCCUUCUGAGCUGGGGCAAAUAAUUAGAAUUAGAGCUUUUGUUUGCUUGUUACAGGAGGAAUUUCGGAUUUCAUUGAUUUCAUCGUGGCUAUACUGCCUCAUAUUGGAGAAAAAGUCACAUAUGUCGUCGGAAUUAGUUAGUGAGUGUCCCUGUGUUACUUAUUGUUUGUUUCGGAGUAUCUCAGUAGUUUUAUAUUCGCACCGAGUACUCAGUUGAGUUCUUUAUUUUUGGGAUUCCUAGCCUAUUGCUUCUAACGCUUUUUAUGUUAUCAUCCUUGUAAGUCCGUAGGUAAAUAAGAAAUUCCGAGACUUUUUGCAGGCUGUUUAAGAAAUCCCAAGCAACCACUUUAGAUUUUACCUAAGUUAAUUUAAUCGAUUUCACUUUUAACAGCAGCUUCUUAUAACUAAUACCUAGUAAUGUUGAAUCAAAUGUCACCUUAUGAGUCAACAGAUAUGAAACACGAGCCGUAGGAACAGUCAAAGUUCAUUGCUGAUUGACUUAACUCAAUCAUCUUAUGUAAACGUUGGCAGCUACCGCAUCUGAAAGAAUGUUCUCAAUAAUAAGAAUGCCGAACCGAUUUUAACUGGAUGUUCCUCCGAUAUCUCCUAUAGUUUACCUCUGACUAUCUCCGUUGUUCAACGUUCGUUCCUCAUAUCAUCGAACACAACCGCAUUUGAAUCAGCAAAUUAUGCCCAGUAGAUCCGAAAAUGAACAUUUUUCAGGUUUUUCCGUGAUACUACGAGAACUUUAAACAUCUCAAAAUAAAUUCAUAGUCUCGCAGACGCAUAGUUAUAAUUACGAACAAAACCAUACUUUUCUUGUAGAAAUAUCUAAAUAGGUGUGAUCUGCCCGUCAAAGAAACUUUGAGGAAAAAUUUUGCUCUUUGAAGGAAGAACAUCAUACCGUUUGAAUGCUCCACAUAUACCCAAAAGAGUUGCUAAUUUAGGAAGCGAACAAUGAGCGAAGUUUGAUAGGCUGAUCCUAUUCAGCAGAAUGAAGGAACGGUAAAUUGGUGCAAUGGCGGUAUUGCGUAAUAUCCAUAAACAAGCAAUGGCGGAAUAUCCCAAAACGCGGAAUGCCUUGCUGUAUGAAACAAAAGUCUCAGAAAGAUAGAAUUGUGAUGAAAUAAGAAUAUUACUUGAAAAUAACAGGUGAACAUUAAAGAAGAAUUGUGUAGUAAUUUUGUUAGUGCCCAUAGGAUGGAGAAACCGGGAGGCUUUUAAGCUGGUCCCUCUAAAUUGUCAUUAUCGUUAUUAUCAUAUUUAUUAUUGUUGAUAUGAUUAUUUGUUACCGUUUAAUUAAAUGUCAGCUAAUCACAGGAAGUGAUAUGGGAAGUUUAUGUUUCAGUUUUUCCGUAUUACAGUGCUCGACACAUAGAAGUGGAGCAUGAUAUAAAUUGAGUUAGGGGGAAAAACAAAGAGACUAAGCUUUGUUCCGACACGCCUGUUUCGUGAUUAGAUCAUGUUACGGGAAAAUUUACUGAUUUUCCGUGUGUUUGUUUGGAACAUAUUUAUUUGUAAACUUUUAGAGUUCAUUAAAGUUCUUUCAUUCUAGUAAGUAAAAAAAAAAUGUAUAAAAACCACAGUAGCUUUUGGAAUAGAUUUUGCUUGUGUUUUGCUUUUGUUAUUUAUUACAGGGUUUUUUUUAAGCUAGUAUAAGUGUUUAUGGUCUUUCUGGAAAAAUUGGUUUUCAUGGUAGAUAGCGGCUGAGUUUAUACUCGUAACUUUAAUUUCUUUUCAUACGAUAGUUUCCACACCAACCUCGCAUAGAUAAGGAGAAACUUUGGUUUGCUUUUCCAUUUUUAUUUUUUAAGCUGCUCUGCUGUAACUAAGAUAGGUAUAUUUUCUAUACCAGAGCUGUGAAUUCGCACCUAAGUUUCCUAUUUUAAUGGCCUCGAGUUUAUUGCAUCCGUCUUUUUAAUUUUGAGAUUCUUUCCGUCGUAGAAAUAGAUGGAAUAUUUAAGUAGCUUUCGUUUAAUUUAAUUUCGUUUAAUUUCAAAGACUUUUUUCCGCUUCUCUGUGUUCUUAUUCAAAUACUGUGAUUUGUGUAACAGUAGAACCUCACACCAGUUCAUAUUUAAGCAAGUACUUUGAAAAGCUUUUUCGAUUACACACACGACGGCGUACUGAUUACAUCCACGACGGCGUACCGAUUACACAGACGACGGUGUGCCGAUUACAGAUUUAGUUUUGACUCUAGCAUGAUGUAUGUUAGAGCGCUCUACGAAUAAAACUCUACUGUGGAACCAAAACGCUGUCUCUUCCUUGACGUCCGUACAAGCUCACUCAAAGUAGAUCUCCGUGUACCAGGAAAUCGUGACGAGUUUCCGUUCUCGUCAGCCGAGUGGUCUCUACCGAGUUCAUUCCCCCCGUUUUGUGCGUUUCCCGCGAAGUCAAAUUUAGUGCGCGAAAACCUAUCGUCACAAUCACUCCUCAGGGGAUUUUGUCUGAAAAUAUCAUAUGAUAUUACCUCUGUUAUUGUUCAAUGCCAUAAAAAUUCUGCUUUAUCAGUAGCCACACGUAAUCUCAGACGGCCUUUUUUUCUCUUCAUCCGUUAGAUCAUCCACCGAGACCUCGCAGCUCGUAACGUGUUGGUCGGAGAAAGUGAAACUUGUAAAGUAACAGAUUUCGGAAUGGCUAGAAAUGUGCAAGAGGAAAAUAUCUACGAGAGAAAGACAAAGGUAAUAAGAAAGAAAUAAGCUUUAGUUCAUCAAAUGACAUGUAUUUGUCAUAACUGUGCUCUAUUCUGUUGGAUCACUUUCAUUCACUUCUCCUUACGGUUAGAAUAGUUCAAAUAAUCUUAUUGGCUUUACAAGACUAAAGUUUUCAAAAAUGCCAAACCAUCAAAGUUAAAAAACCAUCAGAGGUCAUAUUCUACAAUAAUUCACAAGCUUAAAUAGUUUGGCAGGUCGAAACUAACACUUUUUGCCGGAAGUUUUUUAGUCUCUAACCUGAAAGUGAAAUGUCCACUGAAAGCCGGCCAAACUGUGACUCAUAAAAAAGCGAGUUUUUUCACAUUACAACGAGGAAACAUAUUGCUCAAAGCGUGUGUUUUAUGAAUGAACGACAGCCGAAAUCAUCGGAACAUAAAAAUUGCUCGGGAUGACAGCGCCUUAAAACUCCGCUGCAGUGACUGAUGUGGCCUUCUACUCAACACAUCGGAUAUGAUAUCAGAGCAAGUUCUUAGCUGUUCACUCCAAGGGCGGCCGAUGUAAUUUCUGAGGCUUGCUUCAAAGCGAUGACCGGAGAUCGCCAUAAUGAGCUAGCCGCGUUGGAUCUCAGCAUGAUCGCGGUCGCUUUGACACGUUCUUUCAACCAAUGACAGCACACGUCAUAUCCAAACUAAGUAUUCCAUCCCGAUUAAGGUAGACCUUUUGGAGCUCAAAAUUAAAAGUAGAUAUGCUAAGCAAUACCCUUAUCGAAAAACAAUGACCAUGUAGCUCUUUCAAGCUACAAAAUUAGCUCUGGAGUUAACGAUACUUUUUUCCCAAACGCGAUGCUUAUUACAGCUGAAAAAGAAGCUGAGUUUGUUGACUUCAACUGAGCCCUUGCGACGUUGGAGACGGUAUCCGGUUUGAUUGCACCAUGGUUCGAUCGCUCCACUCGAAAUUUAGAUCGCUCUAUCAAAUUAGUGACUUCGCUACCAACAUAAGGUACUUUUCUCCGUGUGGUAAUGUGAAGUAUUACUUAUUAAUGACCUUUAAAGUUUAUCGGUGAUUAUGUGUCUUCCGACGAUUCGAGUACAUCGUAUUCACUCUGUCCUUCAGAUUAGCCACCGAGCUACCGAUGCAUGAUGUAUAGCGAUGGUGGAAUGAAUAAUCAUUCAAAUAAAUGAUCAUUCAAAUACCAGUACUGUCCAAUGUGGCCUUUUUGGCUUUUUGAUGUAAGGAAACUGGUUACUGCCAUCUUUAAUUAAUAAAGUAGAUUACACUUCGUGAGUCCCUCACAUGAGGCUUUAUUUCUUCUUUCUGCGUAGCUCACAUCUAUUUCAAGCGCGCACGAGCAAUAUAAAUCGAUUGUUAGGUACAAUAUGCACGUUAUUUGAUGAGCUAUCAAUUUAAAUACCUUAGUUUUGUUACUGUUACGUUAAAUGUCCCAAAAAAAUGGGGAGAUGUUCAAAAGAGGAUUUUGUCACAGUUUUUCAAAAUCAUACAACUUUCAGAAUCUUCAACAAAAAGACGAGCAAUUUUCUUGGUCGUAAAGUUAAUUAAACAACAAUUCAAGCAUGCUGAAUGUACUACGCGUUCUCGUACCUGUAGGAAACUCCUUCAUUUUUCGAUUCUGAGCAGAAUAUUUUACGAUUCUUUGAAUAAAGACUCUAUCUCGAAAUAUUUCUUGUUCGUUUUGGCCUUGUCAGUUAUUCACAGCUGUUGGUUAGAACUCGAUUACCUGGUAAACCCGACACAGCUGUAAUAAACUCUUUUUUCGUGCACAAUUUGUGUCUGCAUGCCAGAGUUGCUCUCGUCUACGCCUCCAGAGACUCUUACGCUUCUCUCGUGCUCUCCAAACUUCGCACAAAGCAUGAACCAAUUCUUUAAUUUAACCGAUCGCUUUAGCUCUUGCUUUUCUUGCUAUUGAAAUAUCUGGGAGUCGAUUGACCGAUCACAUUUCCAUUUGAACAAAAACCCCUCAGUUUUCUGCGAAUUCUUCACCGAUCACAUUUUCGUCCCAAAAUUCAACCAGGUGUAAAGGCCACCGCAUCCAGUUCAUAAUGAACCUCUAGCGCAUUGUCCGUCGGCCAGAUAAGAUAGGGAGUGAAAGAUGAGAAUAGGCUUAGUUCGUGGAGAAUGUAGAAAAUUAAGGCAAAAUUUAAGUUAUGAUGUGGCUGAUCACGUGUUGCAAAGACGGCGAAAAGCGCCCGUCAUUUUUCAAGGAAAGCAGCCAGUAUGCCUAUACAUAUAAUCGAUGAACUCACUUUGUGAAAUGAUGUCAAUUCUGGCAGACGCAGGGCGAGAUCAGCGGAAAGAAUCGUUUGCUGUAAGUUUAACAGGAUGGAAUGGUCGUCCUAGGUUGGAAGUAAGGAAAGGUCAGCUUGAGCAUUUAGAAUGGCACGAUUCUGGAUAUCUCUGGGAGUCUUGGCGCAAGCGUCAGUGCUAUUAAAAGGCAACUCUCUGAGAAUUUGACAUUUUAAGUCAAGGAACCGUAGAGAAGAUUACUGAUGCUAUGCUGAUCUUGAUACUGUUUUGCGGAACAUAUUUAGCUGAGUUUCCAAAGGCUGGGUAUAUAAGAGUGCUGUCCCAGCUUAAUUCUAGGUAGAAGUUUUGGAUUCUGUAGAUUUUGCUCAAUGCUGAGCAUUUGUGAAUUUUGAAGUUACCUAGGCAACAGAGUAGAAAAGUGUAGUUUCUUGGAAAGAGAUUGCCCCUUGGAGAGAAUAUUUGCUUCAUUGAGAAAAGAGGCACGGUUUAUGCACUGGCGAUCCUGAAUAUCAUAAAAGAGCGUCUCACAUGGUCGUUUAUCUUCCUCGGUCUCAAAGUUCUUAACUUAAACUUUUUUUCCAUUCAAAAUUUUAAGGGCCGCCUUCCAGUAAAGUGGACAGCUUAUGAGGCGCUGUUGUAUGGAAAAUAUACGACCAAAAGUGAUGCGUAAGUCCUGUGAAUUGAAUUUUUCGCCAUUUUCUAUUUUCAUAGCCGUAAAGCUUGACUCUACUACCUUGUCCUAUGCAGCAACUGAUAUCUGUUAAAUGCAUUCGCGCGGGAGGUGUUUCGAAUAAGUGGGAAGGGUAAAAAUCAGGUAAGAAUCGAUCAUUGGCUUGGUACGAACUUUUCGCCAUUUUCUAUUUUCAUAGCCGUAAAGCUUGACUCUACUACCUUGUCCUAAGCAGCAACUGAUAUCUGUUAAAUGCAUUCGCGCGGGAGGUGUUUCGAAUAAUUGGGAAGGGUAAAAAUCAGGUAAGAAUCGAUCAUUGGCUUGGUACGAACUGACUCAAACUUGGGUACGAAACGUCUGGGUAUGGAACGACCGGAUACCCUUUAAAAGGUGUUCUCCGUCUAAGAGGACGCGUCCCACGUCAUAUAUUAAUUUUGAUCAUUUCUUCAAUACGCCGCAUAAAAAUUUAAGCAUAGAGUUAUGCUCGUGUUGCAAUAGUCUCCCAAGUUAUUUUAUAUCAGGUGGUUCACCGUAUCCGCGGAUAGAUGGCAGGAAGAUUGCCAACUUACUUCAGCAGGGAUACAGAAUGCCUCAGCCACCACAUGUGGAUGAUAAGUUGUAUGUGCUAAAGUUUCUUUAAGACUGAUACUCUAAUGAGGCCUGAAAAUAUGUUACUGCGCCUUUGAUUCUACUUAGGUAUAUUUAGUAAGUAAUUAAAAAGCUUCAAUCCAAAGCAUCUUUUUCUUCUUCAGUAAUUAAAUUAAUCGCUUACUUUAUGGAAAUGUUCAUUCUUUAAAAUUUGAAAGAUAUCAGCAUAUCGAUUAGCAUAUCCACAUUCGAGAAAAUGACAAGUUAAACAUUUUUGUACGAUAACAAUGAAUUCAUCGUGAAAACAACUCACGUGUUUCGUUUCAAUUUGAUUUAAUGUACUUUAUGUAUAUCAAGUACCAACCUGUGUUAUAUGAAACAUAGGUACGACAUAAUGUUGAGAUGUUGGCAAGAUGACCCGGGUACAAGACCAACCUUCUUUGAUCUAAGAAACCAGCUCAAAGCCAUGGAAACAUUGCACAAGGUAAAUUUUACAUCCAGUUAUAUUACGAGGGAUCAUUAUAAAAUACGUGGAGUGAUUUACUAAUAAAAUUCUUAAUAACAUCGAAGUGUUCAUGAUAAACGCGGCAACUAUGUACCUGUACUCUCCAUUAAGUUGCUUGAUCAGCCAACUAAGUACAACUGAAGACUUCGUUUCCUUAGCUGCCAUGGGGUUGAGCAUUUUAGAUGAGGUCAUGCAGAAAUAAAUAAUUCUUGAUGGACAUUAGAGAAAUCCUCUUAUACCUUUCUUUCGUCCACAGAGGCUGAUCAAUAUGAAAAUCUACGACAAGCAGUUGUACGCAAACGUUGAGGAUUUGGUAGAGUAG
Messenger RNA from Pocillopora meandrina, 17391 nucleotides. The record is from the annotation of a GenBank genome assembly. NCBI's taxonomy places the organism in Eukaryota, Metazoa, Cnidaria, Anthozoa, Scleractinia, Pocilloporidae.